AUGAGCGAAUUCAGUGCUCGACGUAGUGAAGUGUGUCUGGAGCUCUCUAGUGUUUAUUGUCAGCCGUUACUGACGAGAAAGCUAAAUGUUUCUGGAGUACUAGGAAAUGCUGAUGAACAUGAUUUUUCUAUAAAGGAAUUCAGCCGUAGGUCGGGGUUGAGUUCUUUGAAACAGUUGCUAGUUGACAACAUGGAUUUUGUUUUUGAUAAAAUUUCAAGCCUUUACGAACUGGAACUGUAUGAGGACGCUAUUUUGCUUCUCGAAGUUUGCGCUUCAGAUAUUCAGAGCCUUAGCAAGCAGCAGUCUGCAAUUUUGACUGCAAUGGCUGCAGACUCAUAUUUUCAGUGCGGACAUUAUACAACAAGCCAGCAGAAAUUCUGUGAAGUGGAGUUGAAAUAUAGGUUAUACGGCUGUCUAAUGAAACAAAAUAAGAAAGAGGAAGCAAUGGGAGUUCUUGGAACCAUAGCGGAACAAGAUAUGACUCCGAAAGUGAAAGCUGCUUUAGCAAGACUGCACUCAGUUAUGGAUGUUCGCGAACAGAAGAAUACAUCUGGUGAAACGACGUCUAAUGCAAUUUUAUUCCACAAGCAGGUCGUGGAAGAUUGCCCAUCUGCUUUUCUUUCUUUAUCCUUUAUUGUGCGUAAUGGGAGCAAAUUUGAGAAAAGCAAUGAUUUGACGACGGCAGCGCUGGCUUGGUUAGAGGCCCAAGAAGCAGUUUAUGAACAUAACUACCCGAAAGCAAUAGAGAUCUUAAAUAGAGUGGCUGAUAACAAUUUGAGAAUACUCGUUGAGAUUGGCAAGCUAUAUUACAUUUACGGCGAACGCCAAAAAGCAGCGAUUUAUUUGCAAAAAGCUCAUAAUAUGGACCCCAGUUACUCAAAUUCGAUGGACAUACUUGCCUAUAUCUACGCACAAGAUCAUAAACUCAAGGAACUAGAAAGCUUAGGUGCCAAUCUAAUGAGGGCUGCAGAAAGUCCUGAAGCAUGGAUCACUUAUGGUUUUCUUGCCAAAUCUCAAGCAAAACAUGACAGCGCAUUAUUUUUUGCCCAGAAGGCUUGUACGUUAUCGAAUUCUCAGACUGAUUCAAUGGCAAUGUUGUUGAAAGCAUUAGUUUUUAUGGAGAAAAGAAAAUAUGAAGACGCAGUCCAACACCUUCGAGAUGCAUUGAUCUACGAUCCCCUGAAUUAUGACCUGUACGAAACGCUUGUGCAAGCUUACAGUGACCAACGAAGGCCGAAUGAAGCGAGGUUGACAGCCAGUCACUGCCGACACCAGUUAGGACAGGACAAUGCUAGAGCGCUUUACUUAUGUGCUAAAGUAGCUGCAAAAAACGAUGUAAUGAUGAAUGAAGCUCAGAGUCAACUUGAAAAGGCUGUGUCGCUGUCUCCACAUUUGCUGGAUGCUGUAUUUCUACUUGUUGAACUGUAUGAUAGGACCAAAAAUUACGAAAAGGCGAUUGCUUUACUUAAAAAGCAAACAGAGAUUACGGUCGAUAGUCGUCUUCACCGCUUACUCGGCGACUUUCUUGCGAAGAGCAGUCAGCUUGAGGCCGCUUGCGACCAGUACAAUUUGGUCGGCACUUUGGAUGCAGAUUCGGUAGGCUCGACAAUGAAUUCUCUUGAAGGUAUUGUUGGUCUAAGUACCCCAGAAGCUCCGGGUAGUGCUGGUCUUCCUUGCCCUGCUGCACCGCGCCGGCGAGGCAAUACUCAUACGGAUGCCUUGUCAAGUACUGCUCAACGUAACUCUUAA
This is a messenger RNA of Enterobius vermicularis (human pinworm), 1749 nucleotides long. Lineage: Eukaryota; Metazoa; Nematoda; Chromadorea; Rhabditida; Oxyuridae. The record is from the annotation of a GenBank genome assembly.